UGGCCGACGGUUCUAGAGAAAUCGUUCGUUUGGCAAAACUAUGCAAGACGCCUAUACUGGCUAAUAUGUAUGUCCACAAGGAAUCCACCAUGUUGCAGGUCAUGGUCAUUGUUAUGGCUUUAGCUCAUACUGAAAUAGUCUUGCCACCCAGGGACAAAAAACUAAAAUACUCAUAUGUCAUUGUUGUAUAGUCAUACUGACCGCUCGCUGUCAAAGGUCAUAAUAGACAUUUCGGUAAUGCUCAAUGUCAGGAUUCGGCGGUGAACGUUUCUCAUGUUGAGGCAACCUUAACUCCCACAAAAGAUAUCCACUCGCUGUCUCCCAAAAAAGAAAGAAGGAAAAAAUUAUAUUCUUUGAUUUUUUCGAUAGAGUUUGUACAUUAUCUUUUCUUAUUACCAACGUCUUCAACCAAUUCAAUAUUAAUAAUAUCAUGUCACAGUCAUCGCCAUUGAUAUACCUCCCGGACGAGCUUCUAAUACAGAUAUGCUCUGACCUCGACAUUCUCACCAUUUUUGCUCUUGCUGACUCAGGGCGCAUUGCUCGACGAAGAUUACUCAGCAUUCGUAGCAUCUGGCAAAAGGUCACAUUCGAUCCAAAUCGAAGGAACCUACAUACUAUAUACGCCACCCUGCGACGAUUUAGAGAUGAUAGCAACCUCAAUCAUCUUCGACCCUUGGUAGAAAGUGUCACAAUGGAUGGAUUUGAUGACCCAAUGAUAUCACCCAUUGUCAUGAUAGUCAAAUUCCCCAACCUUCGCCAUAUUGCAGCUAGAAAUCGACGCUACACUACCUCCAUCGAAACGGAUACGAAAGUGUUACAUGAAUUCCUCAAUAGUGGAAAAAUAUCCCAACAUUCCCUCAAAUUGGAGACAUAUCAACUCUAUCACCCAUACAUGAUUGAAGAACGCACUUUGCGAAGAUUUCAAUCCACCUUGAAUGCAUUAGCUCUCAACGGAUCAGUUGAGCUGGACAUUCGACAAUGCUCUCAUACCGCAGAACCUGUGCCUAUAAUAGACGAUGACUUGGACGCCACUGCAGAAGAGAACAAUAGGCAGGUGAAGUCACCUGUGGAGUGUCGUCGUAUCAUCAGGAAAGGCGCAAAAUGUUGGGCUUGUGGCGAACCAGAGGAAUACUGUUAUCAAUGCAUUGAUAAAUGUACAAACUGUGGACUUCGUCGGUUACCUCCUUUUGUCAGUGAUGUCCACGUCUUGGAAGCUGCUGGAAGGCCAAACAAUGUGAAUGACAACUCCGAAGACAUGUUUAGUGUUUUUGAAUAGUUUUUAGACGACCACUUUUUGUUUGUAAUAAU
This is a messenger RNA of Umbelopsis ramanniana AG, 1308 nucleotides long. RefSeq lists its product as uncharacterized. Gene Ontology annotation, molecular function: protein binding. The coding region runs from base 431 to 1276 and encodes 281 amino acids. The record is from RefSeq and is a predicted model, not a curated record. The transcript has a single exon. NCBI's taxonomy places the organism in Eukaryota, Fungi, Mucoromycota, Umbelopsidomycetes, Umbelopsidales, Umbelopsidaceae.